Messenger RNA from Lampris incognitus (smalleye Pacific opah), 2940 nucleotides. RefSeq names its product CACN subunit beta associated regulatory protein b (gene cbarpb). The coding region runs from base 75 to 2795 and encodes 906 amino acids. The record is from RefSeq and is a predicted model, not a curated record. Gene Ontology annotation, cellular component: plasma membrane; secretory granule. NCBI's taxonomy places the organism in Eukaryota, Metazoa, Chordata, Actinopteri, Lampriformes, Lampridae. Gene Ontology annotation, biological process: negative regulation of voltage-gated calcium channel activity; negative regulation of calcium ion-dependent exocytosis. The transcript has 10 exons. Gene Ontology annotation, molecular function: transmembrane transporter binding.
AUUGGCUCUGACCAUAUCCCUUUGCAUGGACCAUAUUUACUGAAUAUAGGGGGACCCUCUUGCUGGCGUGGACCAUGAGCAAUGAGUCUACCGUCUGGAACAUUCUACCAGAAAACUCCACAGGGAUUCCAACAGAGGCUGCAGGGGAGCAGAAUAAUGACUACGUGCUCCUCCUUGUGAUCCUCUCCAUCUUGCUGGUGGGAGCGCUGAUCUUCAUCUCUGUCUUCCUCAUCGCCUGCCGCCGCUACUGUCGAGAAGGGGGACGCUAUGCCAGGGCCGGCGAUGACCCUGAGAAAACCAACACCACCUACAUGGAGGAGUCGCAGCCCACGCACGAAAUCACAAUCAGGGUGGACGAGUCGGACUGCCUGUCGGUCGCUGGCUCCCAUAACCAGGAGACUGAGCGUUUCCUCUCCACCGGCACCACAGGCCGCCGGGUGUCUUUCAACGAGGCUGCGCUCUUCGACCAUGGCAAGAAAGCCCAGGAGAAAGGCCGGAGGUACACCCUGACCGAAGGGGACUUUCACCACCUGAAGAACGCCCGGCUAACACACCUCAGCAUCCCUCCCCCGGCCCUCAAGAUAGUCACCAUCCACGAGUGUGACUCAGCUGAGAACACCAUCACCAUGGCGACACGUCCUGCCGCCAAGUCGGCACUCUCCAUCUUCCAGGUGACAGCCCCGCCGAUGCUGUGCCCCCUGCCACAAACGGCACUGACGAGCCUGAGCGUCAGUCCCAGUUCAGCGCUUCCAGGGGAUGCCCUAAACUCUGUGGUGGACACCAGCUUCAGCGACAGCCCCUCUGCUCCCAGCUCCAAAGAGCCCAGCUCAAGCUCUAUUGAGACGAUGGGAGCAGGACCCCGCAGCAGUCUAAGCAGGGCCAGUGUGGUUGAGGGAGCGGCAGCGGGGAGUGGAGCCCCCCCUGGUGGUAGUGCUGGUACAGGGGGCCAGGGGCCUGUGCUGCAGUUCUUUACCAAGCUGCGACGCCACGCCAGUCUGGAAGGGGCCAGCCCCUUCUUCAAGAUCAAGAAAUGGAAGCUGGACAGCAGCCAGAGAGCCUCCAGCCUGGACACCAGAGGCUCUCCCAAGAGGAGGCAGUUCCAGCGGCAGCGAGCUGCCAGCGAGAGCAUGGACCGGGAUGACAAUGACACACACCACAUAGACCUUAUCCAGUACAUAGCCCGCACCCAGGACAUCACCUACUGUCCCAGCCGGCCUUCUGCACGCCUCCUCUCUCCUCCCUCCACGCCACCUCCCUCCCUCGGCAGGUUAGAGGUGGAGGUAAUGGUGGAGCCAAGCUGCAGCCGUGGUGGUCCAGGGGUGAUUGGUCUGUCCCCUGAUCCCCAGGACGAAUCACUGACCCCGGCCCAAAGGGAAAGUAACGACCCUUCGGACCUCCAGGAUCCCCAGGACCCACAGGCCCUUUACAGAGACAUCUGGAACCUUCGUGCCUCACUGGAGCAGUAUGCCGCCUCUGACCAGAGCAGCAACAAUGACAGGAACUCCAUCUGCAGUGACGCUGACAGUGUGUGUUCACUGGGGGGGCGAACAGAGACAGCAAAAGGCGGGCUUCCCAGUUACCCAUCGCAGGACUUGGGGGAUGAGGCAGAUGGCGGAGAGGAAGACAAGGAUUUGGCUGUGCAUAAAGAUGAGGGACUCGGGAUGAAGGAGGUAAGUAAGAGAAAGCAGGACAGCAUGGAGUCAGACAGAAGGAGUAGCGAUGGGGAGACAGGGAACCGCAAGCUGCUGCAGAUGGACAGCGGCUACGCGUCGAUAGAAGCUCCGUCUCGCGGUCCAGAAGAUCUACGACUGCUUAGCAGCAGCCACAGCAGCAGCAGCCCCAAAGACAGAACCGCCCUGGAAAGAAGGCAUCACUUCACCAGUGCAGGGCGGACUGGCACCAUUGGUGAGAGCUUCGAGUCUUACCUGUUUGAGGAGGAGCCGGAGGAGGAGCUGUUGGCAGGGGCUACCGGAGGAGUUACCAUAGAAACAGGAGCCAGCCCCCUGGGUUGGUCCCCGUAUGGUCAGAUGUUCAUACCCCGGGAGGUGGCUAAGCCUUCACCCCAACCCCCAGUCCAACCCCCAGCCUUGCACCGGCGAGACUACAGCAUCGACGAGAAGACGGACGCGCUCUUCCACGAGUUUCUUCGCCAUGACCCCCAGUUUGACCAGCAGGAGUCGCCACUGAGAAAGCACCGGUCCCGUAUCCACCUCCGAAAGCAAUGGCAGCGCCACAAACAGUGGAGUGACCCGGGCGUCAGACACUACCACUCCUCCUUCGAGAGACAGCGGACCCCGUUGCGCCGAGGCGACAGCGUGAACUACCCACUGGAAACGAGCUACCACAGCACGCUCCCACGCAUUGUCAGUGCACCGGACGAGGAGGCCAGCGAUGGGACCGGUAGCGCUCCUGAAACCCCAAAGGCGGAGGCCACAGCCGCUGCAGUUGAGAGGAAUAAGGGGGAGCGGAGUGCUGAGGUGGCGGUAGAAGUGGAGGGGGAUGGUCCUCCUCUUCAUACCUCUCUCUCAGAGAAAGAGGGACAGGUAUGCGAGCACCCUCAGGAGGACAGCAAACAGUGUGGACCCCCACCUGAGCCCCCGAAUGAGAGCUCGCCACCACAGCUCCAUGACUCCACGGGCUACGGCCCUCAAACCAUCACAGCCGAGCUAAUGGACAAACUAACAGCGAACCUGGAUGAGCGGCUUUAUAUGGGCCUACGCAGGUCAAAGGACGCGACAAGCGAGUGUGUGGCUGUAACAGUGACACACGCAUCUCCCGACCACAGCCCAGUGUAGCAGGGCUCCAGCUGUUCUCCUCAUCACCCUCUCUACUGACGACACACACUAUUUUUCUGUUUUUUCAUGUCUUGCCUGUCUCAAAAAAAAAUUGUGAAGGUAUACACACAUUCAAUAGCUCGAUCCAGACCUAUAAAACCGAACA